Messenger RNA from Fomitiporia mediterranea MF3/22, 1027 nucleotides. RefSeq lists its product as uncharacterized. The coding region runs from base 98 to 982 and encodes 294 amino acids. Gene Ontology annotation, cellular component: cytoplasm. The transcript is spliced from 5 exons. The record is from RefSeq and is a predicted model, not a curated record. NCBI's taxonomy places the organism in Eukaryota, Fungi, Basidiomycota, Agaricomycetes, Hymenochaetales, Hymenochaetaceae. Gene Ontology annotation, molecular function: zinc ion binding.
GCGCGUUGGUGGGCACAGUGCAUACCAGUGCUGACGCGUCCUUCUCUUUUAUACCACGACGAGCUACCUUGUCACUCUACCUAGAACUCCCUUCAUCAUGGCGGGCACCCCAUCCGACUCUCGCGCUGCUUUCGCCGUUGCUCCAGAUCGACCUGAUGGCGAACUACUCAACAUUGGACAGCAAUGCUCGGCUGUCCAGCAGAAAUGCACUGUCGUCGACUACUUGCCCUUCGUAUGUGACCAUUGCAACAAGCGGUUCUGUCAGGACCACCGUCUUCCGGAGAGUCACUCAUGCGAGAAGUGGGAUGCGAACGCUGCUGACCGUAGAGCACUUGAAUGUCCAUUAUGCUCUGAACUUAUUGCUAUCCCGCCUGGCGAGGAUCCGAAUAUUAAGCUUGGUAGACAUGUCGAUGAGGAGUGUGUAGUCAUGACUGGCAAAGCUGCCAAGAAGUCGACCACUCCGUCAUGUGCGAAAGCGCGUUGUGGAAAGCCACUUUGGCAGCCUAUCACUUGCACGAAUUGCCGUAAGCAGUUCUGCGCUCCUCACAGAUACCCAACGGAACAUGGCUGUUCCGCCGUUGUCACACCCGCACCUUCAUCUGCAUCUACGAAACACGCAAAUCCGCUAGCAAAUAUCUCGCAACAAACUUCAGUGAAGAGUGCAGCAGCAAUGGCAGCCAUCAAACGUUCCCUCGCUUCUACUAAUCUUGGCAAUACCACUCCAUCAUCAUCACCAUCAACCGUUCAGCCUGCACCCGCUCUUGCUGCAGCGUCAAGCUCAUCGUCCAGCACCUCUACCGGGACUUCCAAGCCCAAAAUACCCUUCUCGGCGAAGGACCGCCGGGCAAAUUCCGAGCGCAAAUCUCAGCUCAAAGCUUUGGAGGACCGACAACGAAAAGGGCUUUUGAGCGCACAAGACGAAGAACGACUAAGGGCUUUACAAGAGAGUGCCAAAGAGGAGAAGGAGUGUGUUGUCAUGUAAUGUUAAUGUUCACAUCGUAGCUUUCAAUUUCUACUUCAGUGUCGC